Molecule: messenger RNA, 6033 nt
Organism: Lates calcarifer (barramundi perch)
Lineage: Eukaryota; Metazoa; Chordata; Actinopteri; Centropomidae
Product: astrotactin-2
Exons: 23
Coding region: 280-4386 (1368 amino acids)
Biological process (GO): neuron cell-cell adhesion; neuron migration
Molecular function (GO): protein binding
Source: RefSeq, a predicted model, not a curated record
AAGAAAUAAAGCCACAAAAAGGCAGCAUGAUGAUUGACAUGCUGACUCCACCUCAUAUCUGUCUUUAAAAGGACACGUGCUUGUCCAUGUUUAAGUGAUUUGUUGUCCCACAGCGUGAACGCAGAUGGAUGCGUGUGAGGAGCCGAAAGAUGUCAUUCUCACUACACCUGUGCUGCCGCCUCCUGGACGGACGCGACUCCUUUGCAGCGACUGUACUAUAAGUGAACGGACAGCUUAUGAGCCCCACUCAAAGCGAGAGAACCACACGCAAGGAGAGGGAUGGCGAGGAUACCGCUGCUGCACCUCCGCGUCCUUCUCUUGGGGCUCUUAUUAACGGGGACCUUGACAGUCCAGGGGAACAGAGUGGCGACAUCGCCCGACGAGGAGAGGGACAAAGAGAGCGACGCGGAGACGCCAUGUGAGGUGAAAACCGUGACCGUCUCUACCCUGCCCGUACUCCGGGAGAACGAGUUCAGCUUCACCGGCGGAGCCGCGGGGAACGUGGUCGGAGGAGGGGGUGCCGCCGGAGCAGGUGGCGUUGGUGGAGGAGGAACUGGAGGAGGAACUGGAGGAGGAGGAGGAGGAGGAGCAGGAGCAGGAGGAGGGGGGGAAUCCCGACUCCUGUUAUUCGUUAGAACAGACCUACCUGGGCGAAUUUCCGUAAUGGAUGAUCUUGACAACACAGCUCUCCCCUACUUCACACUCGAGAUGUCGGGUACGGUUGAAGAUAUUUCUCAGGUACACUGGAAGCAGCAGUGGUUGGAAAAUGGAACACUGUACUUCCAUGUGUCCAUGACGGAGUCAGAGCUUCUUGCUCAGACGACACAACCCACGGCGCGGGAGCCUGCUCAUGUCCUCCAUGAACAUAUGCAUCUGCUGCACAUCUCUGUUAUGGGAGGCCUCAUCGCUCUCCUCCUCCUGAUUCUCCUCUUCACCCUCGUUCUAUACACCCGCCACCGGUGGUGCAAGCGUCGCCGCAUCCCCCAGAAAAGCGCCAGCACCGAGGCCACCCACGAGAUCCACUACAUCCCCUCCGUCCUGCUCGGACCGCAGGGCCGCGACAGCUACCGGGCCUCUCGGGGCACCCACCAGCACAGCAGCUCCGUCAUCGGCAUGCCCAUCCGCGAGACCCCCAUUCUCGACGAUUACGACUGCGACGAGGAGGACCAAGGCGGGCACUCGCUUAACUCCACGCCCAACCAGCUCCACAACAAGAUGAAUGAUGGAAAGGUGCAGGAGGACUACGGAGUAAACAUCGGCAUUGGAGGACACACAGACAUGAUGUGCAAGGAAGAUGACGUUAAGCAUAAUUUUGACAAACGAGCCAUCGACCCAAACACAGAGUCGGUAGAGGAUUUGAUGCAGAGGUUCCAGGACAGUUUCCGUGUUCCCAACACGCCAACAGACAUGUCUCACUACCAGCAUGUCAUGCACAGCUCAUCAACAGGCCGCCGGAGGGUCCCCAGCCACACCAGAGCAACUGGAGGUGUGUUUGGUCCUCAAGGGGAAUCAGGGUCAGAGCCUGAAGAUGACAGCCAAAUGAAGUUUUACACAGAGCAGCACAGAGGACGAAGGCGCGGCAAAGGCCACCCACACAGCCCUCUUAAUAAGGUCACCCUGACGCUGAUUACCAUCAGCACAUGUGUCAUUGCCAUUGUCUAUGCUACGCAGGAUUCCUGCCCCCUCACUGUCAAGGUUACCCUCCAUGUGCCUGAGCACUUUGUUGCAGACGGAAGCAGUUUUGUGGUCAGCAUGGGAAGUUUCCUGGACGUUUCUAAUUGGCUAAACCCAGCCAAGCUAACCCUCUACUAUCAGACCAAUUCGUCCACACAGUGGGUCCGGGACUACUGUGGCCAGAGGACCACUGAGCCCUGCGAGCAGAUUUGUGACCAGGACACAGGAGAAUGCAGCUGUCAUGAGGGUUAUUCCCCCGAUCCUGUCCAUAAACACCUCUGUGUUCGAAGUGACUGGGGUCGCAAUGAAGGUCCUUGGCCAUACGCUAACUUGGAGAAAGGCUAUGACCUAGUUACAGGAGAGCAGGCCCCAGAGAGGAUCUUCAGAUCAUUCUACAGUCUGGGCCAAGGGUUGUGGCUGCCAGUCAGCAAGAGCUUUGUGGUGCCACCAGUGGAACUGUCAAUCAACCCCAUUGCCAGCUGUAAGACAGACGUGUUGGUUACCGAAGAUCCAGGGGAGGUCAGGGAAGAGGCCAUGAUGUCCACUUACUUUGAGACAGUAGAGGAUCUACUGGCAUCUUUUGGACCUGUCCGUGACUGCUCCAAAGAUAAUGGUGGCUGCAAAAAGAACUUCAAGUGUGUUUCUGACCGACAGUUAGACUCAUCUGGCUGCAUGUGUCCUGAGGGGCUGAGGCCAAUGAAAGAUGGCUCAGGUUGCUAUGACUACUCCAGGGGCAUCGACUGCACGGAUGGCUUCAAUGGAGGCUGUGAACAGCUGUGUCUCCAGCAGCUUGUGCCCCUUGAAGAUGACCCCAGUUCCAGCAACGUGCUUAUGUUUUGCGGGUGCGUGCAGGAGUACAAACUGGCAGGGGAUGGGCGCUCCUGCCUCCUGCAGUCAGACAACUGUGAGGGACCAAAAUGCCCAAGGCAGGAUGUCCACUUCAAUGACACCCUGUUUGGUGAGAUGCUGCAUGGAUACAACAACAAAACCCAGCAAGUCAACUUGGGACAGAUAUUCCAAAUGACCUUCCGGGACAACAACUUCAUUAAGGACUUCCCCCAGCUGGCCGAUGGUCUCAUGGUCAUCCCCUUACCGGUGGAGGAACAGUGUCGAGGGGUCUUGUCAGAGCCCCUGCCCAACCUGCAGCUCCUCACAGGAGAUGCCCAAUUUAGUGAAGCAGUGGGCUACCCUAUGGUUCAACAAUGGAGAGUACGCAGCAAUCUGUACAAAGUCAAACUCAGCUCCAUUACCUUAUCUACGGGUUUUUCCAAAGUGCUGAAGACACUGUCAGCAGACAGCACGCGUGAGGAGCUGCUGGCUUUUCUCCAGCAGUACGGCAGUCACUAUGUGUCUGAGGCCCUGUACGGCUCUGAGCUCAGCUGCAGCAUCUACUUCCCCAGCAAGAAGGCCCAGCAGCAGCUCUGGCUGCAGUACCAGAAAGAGGCAACAGACCAAGGGGUUGGCGGAGGUGGGCGGCGAGAGCUGAAGUCGGUCCCCUUCAUCAGCUACCUGUCUGCACUGCAGAAGAGCCAGCUGUUGUCUGACGACAUAGUGAAUGGUGUGGAGAUCCGCUGCGAGGAGAAGGGCAGCUGUCCAACUGGCUGCCACCUGUGCCACCACCAGGCCAUGAUGGGAGGAGUGUCAGGGAGGGGCCGCAGUGCUAACGGCAGGAGCGGAGAGCAGCCUUCCCCCAUCCCUGUGCUGCUGGAGGUUAGCCGCGUGGUGCCCCUCUACAGUCUGGUCCAAGACAACGUCACCAAAGAGGCCUUCAAGAGCGCCACAAUGAGCUCAUACUGGUGUGCUGGAAAGGGCGAUGUCAUUGAUAACUGGUGUCGCUGUGACCUGAGUGCCUUCAGCAAAGAUGGCCUGCCUAACUGCAGUCCCCUCAGGCAGCCAAUUUUGCGCCUAGCCCCGUACCUGGAGCCCUCAAGCACAAUGGUGGCCCUGGAGUGGAUGGAUGUGGAGCCUCUGAUUGGCUGCAAGGUUUCUGACUAUAUCAUCCAGCAUAAACGAGUGGAGGACCCUACGGAGGCCGAGGUCUACACAGGUGAGGUUCUGAGCUUGAUGGAUGAUCUGUUCUCUGGUUUGGGUUCAUCCUGUGUUGUCGCUGGGAGGAGAACUGGAGACCAUCCUCACUCUGUGCUAUAUUCAGUGGUUUUCAAGUGCCUGGAACCCGACAGUCUCUACAAGUUUACUCUAAAUGCAGUGGAUAGCCGAGGCAGUCACUCUGAAUCAAGCUUUGUCUCAGUACGGACAUCCUGUCCAAUGGUGGAUGACAGCCGAGCUGAAGAGAUAGCAGACAAGGUGUACAACUUGUACAAUGGCUACACCAGUGGCAAGGAGCAGCAGAUGGCCUACAACACACUGAUGGAGGUCUCUCCUCCACUGCUAUACAGAGUCCAGCACCACUACAAUUCUCACUAUGAAAAGUUUGGAGACUUCGUGUGGCGUAGUGAGGAUGAGCUGGGCCCCAGAAAAGCCAACCUGAUACUUCGCAGGGUGGAGAAGAUCAGCCGCUACUGCAGGUCCCUCCUGCGCAGCACCCACAUCCAGAGCCGCACUGACACCAUGGCAUACGUCUACUGCCGGAGCGAAGAGGGCCGACCUCCCAGCAACACCCGGCACAGCUCUUUACACGAAAGUCGCACCACCUGCAUGGAAAAACUCAUCUCUGUACAGCGUAACACAUACAGCAACACCAAACUCCGAUGAGACAGGAGUUUGGAGAUGAGCGGUGCGUCUGCGAUUUUUUUCUUGCAAAAUGACAUCAUUGAUUGAUGUACUCCGUCACUCCACUCUGCAGCAGGUGUCUCUCAAGUGACUGGUGCAUUUUGAAAAACCAGGAGAGCCAAAAAAAAAAAAAAAGAAAAAACCUCAGAAGUCACUGGACAUUGUCUUUAAGCUACCGAAAAACAUAUUUUUGUGUGGCCUACUUUUAUUAUAAGACAGAGGAUUUAAAAAAAAAAAAAAGAAACAUAUUUCUCAACUGCAAAAUGCCAGUGAUUGCACAUAUCAAUGAGAAACUGCAGUGUGAACAUGUAAAAUAUCAUUCAACCAAGAGGAUAACUGGUUGGCUUAAGUACUUUGAAUGUAAUAUUGUAGUUCCUUUUUGGUGCUUUGAAGCUUAAUGGAACACUUAAAAGAGAGAAAAAAAAAGGAAAAAUCAAUAGCAUAACUUAUUUGCCUUUACUACCUUCAUUUGAAAGGAGAAACUGAAAUGUGUUAAAGCCAUUUGAAAAUCACUUACUUGUUUUUGAGUUCACGUUAAUUAAAAAAAAAAAAAUCAUAUCAUCGCUUCAUGAAUUUAAAAUCAGUAAGUGAGAAACUAUGUAGUUAGUCUUGUAUUACAUUUGAUAGAUUCAACUGAAAUAGCAAGGCUUUGUGUGGUAACAGGAUUGACAAACAGGCCACUGACAUUAUGCAAAGACAGAGUGGGUGGCAUUCAAACAUCAUACUCAUUCACAGACUUUUACUUCAGCGCUGAAAUUUAAGAAUCCUUUGUCAUCUCCCUUUUUAGUACCACAGUACCCAAAAUUAAUACUGUUGAAUAUGGUAGCUAAUGUCAAUGACAUUAAUUUCACAAACUAAAAACAAACUUGAACACAGAUUUGUGCACCCAGAACAAAAAAGUCAAUGCUUUUGCCACACUUAAGUCUUUAAAGUGAAUGCUUUAGAUAUUAUGAUGGGUUUGGUAUGUGACACAACAGUAUAGAUACUGUAAGAAAUCAGAUGCUGAUUUAAUAAUGUCUGCAAACCCAUGUAAUAUGCUUGUAAUCUGUAAUAAUAAGUUACAACUUGUUGGUGGAAUGUGAGUCAUGGCGGAUCAGUUGACAAGUUCUGCAAAUUAAACAUAGAUCUGCCAUAACACACAGACAAGAGGGGCAGUAUACAAUGUGGUAACAAUAUGGUCACAGGAGUGAUUCAGACCUGGAUAUGCUGAAUGCAUCUCUGAAAAGUUCCUCCCUCACAGCAGAAAACAUGGCAGGUGGGAUGAUAACGUGAUCAUUUUUGAGGAACUUUUUCAGGCAGCCAAACAGUUUGCGUCAAACCAACUGUAACCGUGUGAGGUUACUAUAUGCUGAAUUGUGAAGAAUCAGUGAUUGUAGGGAUCACCUGUGGUCCUUUUAAUCGUAUUUUAUUUAUUUUUCAGGCCAGUGACAUAUCUUCAAAGCCAUGGAUAUUGUUUCAAUGAAGAUAAACAAUGCCUUUUUUUCAAUAUUUUCAUCUCAUGUUAUAUGAAUUGUAAUAAUAAAUUAAUAUAUUGUAAAUUUUAAAUUGUAAAAAAAAAGACAUCUGUAUUAUUAUGUGGCUUUGAUUGUCUUUUUCUGAAGAAUGUGAAAUAUUAAAAAUGUAUAUAAA